UUCUAAAGUCACCCGGAAGUAAAAUCAGCAAAUUUGUCUAUUGUUGUUUGGUGUAAAUGACAUCGAAUCUCUAACAUUUUACCUCCAGGAAGUUUUUAAGAGGCGUUGAAAGCGUGGGACUGUUUACACUUUACAGUUCUCUAACAAUCUUCCUGUUGUUCUAAACGGCGCAUUAGGUUCAUCGACGUGUGUGUGAGAGACAGAUGAUGCAGCUGCAGUCUAUGGCGGAAGUGUGCAGUUUAAACUCAGAGGGUUUGUGGUGUGGGGACGAGGUUCAGCACUCAGAUCAGACUGAUCUAAAGAUCUGUGCAGUCAAACUGGUGGACAUCAGGAAAAUACAGACACUCGAUGGAAACACAAUGUCCGAAAAACUUCCUUCUGGAGCUCCAGGUGAAUCCACCAUGUUUGAUGGAGACCAAGAGACACUCCAAGCUCAGAUAAAGAUGAGUUCGGGGAGACUGAUGGAUUACAGAAAAGUAGAAGCUGAGGAUAAAUCCAGCAGGUUUGAUGGAGACCAGCAAACACUUCACGCUCAGUUAAAGAUGAGUUCAGUGAGGCUGGUGGAUUGUGGAAAAAUCCAAAGCAGUAAAUCAGCAGCUAAAAGUGAUCCAGAAGGUCAAAUCAGCAGGUUUGUUGGAGACCAGCAAAAACUGGAGGCUCAGUUAAAGGUGUGUUUGGUGAAGCUGGUGGAUUGCAGGAAGGCAGCAGUCGAAGGUGAGUCAGAAGACGAAUCCAGCUACAGAAAGUUCAUUUCGUCCGGCAAGUCCAACCAGUCUUCUGAUGAAGAGGAUGAAGAGCAAACGAUCAAAAGAAAGUCCCCCAGAAAACUAAAGUUUGGGAGGAGCUCGUAUGCGUUACAUCUUUCAGGCGAACAUAUUGUACUUUGUAAGGGACAAAGGGUGUUUCAGUGCAGCGGGUGCAGUGAGAGGUUCAGUAGUUCAUUAGACUUUAGAAGACAUCAAAACAUGCAUCCGGAGGAGAAGGCGUACCAGUGCACGCGCUGUGGAAAAGAUUUCUCACAGCGAUCACAAGUGCGAAGACACCAGAGGGUUCACGCUGGAGAGAAGCCUUAAGAGAGCAGAACAACGUUUCACUACCUAUAGUGCACACCAGAGUAAAGUAUCACAAGCGCUCUCGGUGUGAUGAGGCAAUUCUUCACCGUUCCGUCGAACAAAGAACGCACAGAGGACUGAAGCCUUGGCACUGUGAUCUCUGUGGAAAACAGGUUACACAAACAUCAUCUCUCAGUGCAGCUCAGACUCUGUCAUAGCAUCUCACAGUGUACAAACUGCUGCACACUGGCCAGAAGCCUUACAGCCACUUUAUCUACCAGCAAAGAAUUCAGAACAACCAGCCAGAGAAGAUUCCUG
Messenger RNA from Tachysurus fulvidraco (yellow catfish), 1370 nucleotides. RefSeq names its product zinc finger protein 483-like. The transcript has 5 exons. Lineage: Eukaryota; Metazoa; Chordata; Actinopteri; Siluriformes; Bagridae. Gene Ontology annotation, biological process: regulation of transcription by RNA polymerase II. Gene Ontology annotation, molecular function: RNA polymerase II cis-regulatory region sequence-specific DNA binding; DNA-binding transcription factor activity, RNA polymerase II-specific. The record is from RefSeq and is a predicted model, not a curated record. The coding region runs from base 204 to 1073 and encodes 289 amino acids.